Spodoptera frugiperda (fall armyworm) is the source of this 1175-nucleotide messenger RNA. RefSeq lists its product as uncharacterized. Bases 176 to 1159 code for a protein of 327 amino acids. The record is from RefSeq and is a predicted model, not a curated record. Gene Ontology annotation, cellular component: membrane. The transcript is spliced from 7 exons. NCBI's taxonomy places the organism in Eukaryota, Metazoa, Arthropoda, Insecta, Lepidoptera, Noctuidae. Gene Ontology annotation, molecular function: phosphatidylinositol bisphosphate binding.
GUGGCCGUUUAAAGUGUGUUUUAAGUUGGUUGCGUUGUAAAAUUCAGUCGGAAAAUUUUGCAAACAUACUCUAUUGUUGUCAGGAUUAACAAUAUUUUUGAAUGGAAGUUCCUGUAUUAGAAGAAACGGUGAUCUCAGAAGGGAGUUAACUAGAAAAUAAAAUUUAAAUACCAUUAUGGAUGACUCGAUAAGAGAACCGGAGGAUCACUUCAUAAGAUUCGGGCCAGAAGUAGUAGAAGAGAUAAGAAGAGAACAUAACCUUGAUAAGAAAGAAGAUAGAGAGGAAGCAAUCGCUAUUAUAGAGAAAUGGUUGAAGACACAAGAGCAUUUAGUGAAGAAAGAUUUUAGUAAAGACUACAUAGAACGUUGUAUAGUAACAAGCAAUGGUUCCAUAGAAAGGGCAAAGAAACAGAUUGACAAGUUGGCAACAUUUAAGACAUUAAUCCCCAAGUACUUCCAAGUUGUCAACAUACUCGAUAGUGAUGUUACUCCUAUUUUAGAUACAGGAUAUUUGACGCUCCUACCAAAUCUAACCAAGGAGUACCACAGGGUCUCCGUACUCAAACUCAAAUCAACGAUAGAUGUCAAGUCUUCAGAUUUUGUUCAACUCUUCAAAGUUAUUAUAGUUGUAAGUAUAAAUGCGAAUCAUUUUUUUGCGGAGCUACGAACUGCCUAUUUUUACGCAAUUCUGGUCACCGUUUAUAGAUAUUUUUUACAAUUCCUACAACAGAUACUACAAAUUCCCGAGAUUUUUUUCUACAGUUUAAUAAUUUUCUUUUCUCUUUUCCAGGAAGGAUACGGCUCAAAAAUAAAAGGGAUUAUAUUCCUAACCAGUUCUAAAUUCAUUGAUGGUUUUAUAAAGCUCAUAAAGCCUUUCUUCUCCGACAAGAUUGCUAGCAGGCUGCACGUGGCUCCAACUCUGGAAGCCUUGAGAGAACUACUGUCCGAAGAUGUUCUUCCAGAAGAAUACGGGGGGAAGGCGCCUUCGUUAGCAGUUUUGCAUGAAAAACUCGUCAAGCAAUUAAGUUCAGAAAAACACCAAGCAGUCAUGAAGGAGAUGAACAGGGCUCGCACUGACGAGACGAAGCGACAACGAGACAAAUUCAACGAUCAGUACAUGGGGAUGGCUGGGACGUUUAGAACUUUAAGUUUGGAUUAAAUGGAGGAUUACAGGG